Rhincodon typus (whale shark) is the source of this 706-nucleotide messenger RNA. RefSeq names its product dual specificity protein phosphatase 14-like. Gene Ontology annotation, molecular function: MAP kinase tyrosine/serine/threonine phosphatase activity. Lineage: Eukaryota; Metazoa; Chordata; Chondrichthyes; Orectolobiformes; Rhincodontidae. Gene Ontology annotation, biological process: protein dephosphorylation. The annotation marks the transcript as partial. The transcript has a single exon. The record is from RefSeq and is a predicted model, not a curated record.
CUUCAAUGAGCAGAGAGGUGACCGGCUCUGGCCUGGACACGACACCCCGUCUCCGCACCCCUGCGCCCCCUCCCCGAUGAGCUACCACAGCACCCUGUUCCGGCGCUCGCUGCUGCCCCAGGGGCCCCCGCCCCCGGUGCUCCCUCAGUUGCGGGCAGGCUUGGCCCUGGCCAGCCUGGGGGGGAUCGCCCAAAUCACCCCGUCCCUCUUCCUGAGCAGCGGGAACGUGGCAGCCAACCGACACACCGUCUACACCCGGGGCAUCACGUGCAUCGUCAACGCCACGCUGGAGCUGAGCAACCCUCACUGGCCCGACAUUGAGUACCUGAAGGUUCCCCUGCCCGACCUGCCGCACGCCCCGCUCUCCCUCUACUUCGACACGGUGGCCGACAAGAUCCAGCACGUCUCCCGCAGGAACGGCCGCACGCUGGUGCACUGCGUGGCCGGCGUCAGCCGCUCAUCUACACUGUGCAUCGCCUACCUGAUGAAGCACCACAAGCAGAGCCUCCUGGACGCCCACAACUGGGUCAAGGCCCGCCGGCCCGUCAUCCGGCCGAACUACGGCUUCUGGCAGCAGCUCAUCGACUACGAGAAGCGGCUCUUCGGCAAGAACACAGUCCGCAUGGUGCCCACGCCUCUGGGCAUGGUGCCCAGCAUCUACGAGAAGGAGACGCGGGGGCUGACCCCUUACUGGUCCUUUAGAUAA